Molecule: messenger RNA, 1211 nt
Organism: Puntigrus tetrazona (Sumatra barb)
Lineage: Eukaryota; Metazoa; Chordata; Actinopteri; Cypriniformes; Cyprinidae
Product: chymotrypsin-like protease CTRL-1
Exons: 7
Coding region: 86-934 (282 amino acids)
Biological process (GO): proteolysis
Molecular function (GO): serine-type endopeptidase activity
Source: RefSeq, a predicted model, not a curated record
AAAGUUUACAGAUGCUUCAGAGAAUAUAAAGCAGGAGAGAGACCUAAUGUGAACAGCUGAAAGACAUUAGGUGCUUGUGUACAACAUGAUCUGGAUCCUCAGCUUCCUUGCUUUGGCGUCUUCUACUCUGGGAUGUGGAGUGCGUCAAUCAAUGCGUUACCCAGCAGCUGAAAUUGCCAAAAGAUCUAUAAGUUUUGCUGAUGUUCAAAAAUCAAAGCCAAAAGAACAUGAAAGUGUUGUUGGGGGAAAUCCUGUAGAUAUCACCUACUUAUGGCCCUGGCAGGUCUCCAUUCAGACAUCAAAAGGUAAGCACUUUUGCGGUGGUUCCCUGAUCAAUGAAAACUGGAUCCUUACUGCUGCCCACUGUUCAGUUCAGCCUGGGAAUGACUAUGUGGUCCUUGGACAGCACGAUCUUGGUUCCAAUAAUGAAGCUAUUCAAGUCAAGAAAAUUACCAAGGUCAUCACCCACCCUGACUUCAACAAACAGGCCAAGUUCAAUCAUGAUAUUGCACUACUGAAAAUGUCCAGUCCAGUACAGAUGACGUCCCGUAUCUCUCCUAUAUGUCUUCCUAGUUCCUUAACCAGCAUCCGACCUGGGACUCUUUGUGUCAUCACCGGCUGGGGCGCAACUGAAUCCCUCCCAAAUCCUCGAAUUCUGCAGGAGGCCACUGUGCCAAUAGUGAGUCAAGCUCAGUGUAGGCAGUUCUGGGGUAGGAACAGUAUCACAGACGCCAUGAUCUGUGCUGGAGCCUCUGGAGCCUCGUCUUGCCAGGGUGAUUCUGGUGGUCCUCUGAUGUGUGAGAGUUCAGGUGUUUGGUACCAAGUGGGCAUUGUUUCCUGGGGCCAUGAAUCCUGCAGCACUGACCGUCCAGCUGCCUACACCCGUGUCUCUUACUUUCGCCAAUGGAUCAGCGAAAUCAUUAGAGUCAACUAGAGCACCAGCUUAAGUCUCAUAAUAUUGGUUUUUCUCUUGCCUGAAUAUUCAUACAUUAGUAAACAAAUGUGUCUUUAUAACACUGUAAAGCUACUGCUUUAAAUACUGGAAAUAAUUGAUAUUGUGACAACAUAAUUAUUAAAAGCACUUUAUAACAUAAAUAUCUACAAUGUAUCUGUUUUCAUUCGAAUUACAUUUUGAUGAUACUGAGCCUAUGUAUGCAUACAUAAUUAUGGCUGAAUAAUAAUUAAAUAAAGCAAUGAGGGUCUUCCUACUA